This is a messenger RNA of Mytilus californianus (California mussel), 1364 nucleotides long. RefSeq names its product serpin B6-like. Bases 76 to 1227 code for a protein of 383 amino acids. Gene Ontology annotation, molecular function: serine-type endopeptidase inhibitor activity. NCBI's taxonomy places the organism in Eukaryota, Metazoa, Mollusca, Bivalvia, Mytilida, Mytilidae. The record is from RefSeq and is a predicted model, not a curated record. The transcript has a single exon.
UGAUGCAUUGUAUUAAUCGUUACUUCUAGCAUAUUUUCUUCACUUAAUAUUAUCUUUUAUUUUAAAAUUUUUCUAAUGAAUAUUCAACCUCCAUUAUCCAAUGUGGUUUUCGAAGAAGGGAUUGCAAAUUUUUCUAUUUUCCUGUACAGUGCACUAGAAAGAAAAGGAAAUGAAUUCAUAUCACCAUACAGUAUCACGUCUGCUAUGUUAUUACUAGUUUUAGGAACCGGAACCACGACAAAAUAUGAAAUGGAGACUGCCAUUUUUGAAUAUGAGGAACCAGAUGAUGUCAACCGAGGAUACAAACUUCUUAAUGACAAACUAUCGACCAGAACAGCACCGGGCGUUACAUUUGCUAUUGCUAAUAAGUUAUACGCUAGUCAGGGCUUAAAUCUUUUAAACACGUUCUCUACAAAGGCAUCAACAAUCUAUGGUAGUGUCGUUGAACGCUUGGAUUUUGUUAAAAAUACGGAAAAUUCACGAGUGACAAUAAAUAAUUGGAUUUCCGCAAAUACAAACAACAAAAUUAAAGAUAUGAUUCCGAAAAAUGUUCUUAAUAAAGAUACAUUACUUGUUCUGGCCAACGCUAUUUACUUUAAAGGGACAUGGAAAACAGAAUUUAACAAGAAUGACACGAGACAAAGAAACUUUUUCGUCAGCACAAACGAGCAAACACUUGUACAAAUGAUGUAUGGUGAGUUUGAUGCAAAGUCUGGCGAAGACCUUGAUCUUGACUGCAAGAUUUUACAACUUCCAUACAAAGGAAACAAGAUAUCUAUGGCAUUUAUUUUGCCAAAUUCUGGUGAUGGACUAACCGAACUGGAAAAUAUACUUACCAAUAACGAUUUAACGACACUUGUAAGCGGUUUAAAGACACAGAAAACACUAAUUCGAAUUCCUAAAUUUACAAUGCAACGUGAGUACGAUUUGAAACCUAUUUUUUCAGUGUUAGGAAUUACGGAAAUAUUUGAUCCAAUGAUUGCAGAUUUUAGUGAAAUGGUUCAAUCUGAUGCACACAUGAGUGAUGCGCGUCAUAAAGCUUAUAUUGAGGUCAACGAAGAGGGGAGCGAGGCAGCAGCAGCCACUACGGUCACUAUACAAGUGAGAUCAAACAUAAGUCCCAAACCAAAGCCAUUCCAGUUCGUAGCAGAUCAUCCUUUUUUGUUUUUGAUUCAGGAUGACGAAACAGGAAUACCGCUGUUCAUUGGAAGAUUUACCAGGCCAUAGUUUAACACGUCUUUUAUUACAACAUAUAAAUUGUAACAUUAUUCAACAAAUAUAUAUUCUUUUUUCUGUUACGUAUACUGAUAAUAGUUCUUUUUUUACUCAUGUAAUCAUCUUUUCAUAAUAAACGUGACAUUUUA